This is a messenger RNA of Seminavis robusta, 1729 nucleotides long. Lineage: Eukaryota; Bacillariophyta; Bacillariophyceae; Naviculales; Naviculaceae. The record is from the annotation of a GenBank genome assembly.
CUCUGUUAUUGUGCUUUGUUCUCAAUAAUUGGUUGAAGGCAAUCAAUCCAAUCCAACCCUUGGCUACCGUUGCUCCAGCUGUUGCCAACUAGCUAGCUAGUUAGUUAUAGUUGACCCACCAUGGCAUCCCAACUCCAUGAACGUCGAAAGCAUCACCAGCAUCCAGACGAGGAGGAAGCGUGUCCGGAUACUCCACAACAACAUCGAAGCAGUAGUACCAGCCCUGGCGGAAGUCUUGGUGGUAGCAAGAUGAACCCAAUUCUGGCGUUGGCUCGCAGUCUGAAGAAUAGCAAGAAUAAAGAGGGGCGAAAUGAAGUGGGAGCAGCCUUGAUGAGUGUGGUAUCCUUUUUAGUAGUGGGUUUUGGUCUUGGGUAUUUCCUGAUGCACAUUCAACAUCGACGCGUGAUUUUGCACGUCAUGAAGAAUCCGUGGGCGCAUGGUGGCGCCGUAAUACUGCGAGGCCGGGUUGGAUUUCAACAUCACUUUUACUCCGGUCCUCCUCGCUAUGUCACUGUGGUCAUGCCCUCGGUGGUGAAUCCCAAAGCACGACCACACCGACUGCGAUCCAUUCAAGAUACAUGGGGGCCCUUUGCCAGAUCCAUCUUUGUGGUAUCCAAUGUCACGCUAGAAUUCCCACCGGCCAAGACCCACAAUGCCAUUAUAUCCGACAAUUCCGAACCGGGAGAUCCAUUCAGUUACCCACAAGCACUUCAGAUUCCUGCGGAAAUUGGAGAUGAAAAUGGAGUGGCGCGAUUACAGUAUGUCUUCAAAACCAUUUACGAAAAAGUCAAUCCAGACUAUGCCUUUUUUGUCAAUGAUCACACGUUUGUGAUACCAGAACACUUAUGCAAUUAUCUACAAGAUUUGGAUCCAUUGGAGGAUCUCUAUGCCGGUCAUGCCAUGAAGACUGAUAAGGAUGUCUUCAACAGUGGAGCUGCGGGGUAUUUGCUCAGUCGCAGCACCAUGAAAAAAUUAGUCGAGGCGUGGGCAGACAAGGAACCCCAUUGCACCAUUGAUCCCAACAAUAAGCAAAUGAAAUUUUUGGCCGGAAAUCCGGGAUUAAUGACGACCGUCUGUUUGCGAGACGCCCUCAACAUUACUGCCAUUGAUACGCGGGAAGACUCCAAAUAUCAUCGAUUUCACGCAUUCCCACUCACACGACAAGUUUCCGGCGACGUUGAUGAAUGGUACAUUAAAAAACACAAUGUGGAAACGGCACGGGCCAUUGGAGCCGAUGAAACGUAUGCGACUAUGCUGACGGGAGAAGACUGUUGUGCCAAAUCCACCGUGACAUUUCAUUACGUGGAACAUGCCGAAGCACGGGCAUUGUUUGCCACGCGAGAGCGAUUGUUGGCCAAUCCGCACUUGACCGAUAAGGAAUUGAUGAGUCUCAUGAUGAAAGAAUGGCCCAAGAACCAAAAAGAGAUUGGAGCCUAUUCGCGGCCACUGCCAGAUAGUAAAAAUGAAAAAGGCUGGAAAGCGCUGCUGAGAACGGUGCGGAAAAUUACAACGCGAGAGACGCAACGAGAUUGUUAGCAAAUGGAUGCAAAGGUGCAUGCAUGCAUUGAUGCAUUGAUGCAAACAAAGCAAAAACAAAAGGCCUUGGCAGCUAGCUAGAUAGAGACAGAUUAUAGCUGGCUAACUCCUGUAGUACAAUGUAAGAUUUGGAGGUAUGCAUAGGGAUUGGCGUGAACAACUAGGAGCAACACGAUGCACAACAGUGGUGGCG